CCUAUAAGAGAACUGAUUUUGCGGAGUGACAACUGGUGGAGAAUAGACGUUCUGCAGAGGUUCACGAACCGGCAAUGGCGAGAAAAUUUUCGUAUGUCUCGCCCUACAUUUAUGUACCUGUGUGAACUUCUUGAUCCACAUAUUUGCCGUGAAAGUAACACGUUCGGCAAGAAUCUGUCAACACAAAAGUGUGUUGCAAUAACUAUUUAUAGACUUGCAACCAACUGUGACCUAAGAACUGUUGCCAAUUUGUUUGGUGUUGCUCGGUCCACGGUUUGUACCGUGGUACAUUCUGUCUGUAAAGCAAUAGUGGUCCACCUGAGGCAGCAAUAUAUUGUAUGGCCUGAAGGGGACCGGCUAACUGAAACAGUUAACGGAUUUCGACAACUAUAUGGCUUUCCGCAGUGUGUCGGUGCAAUCGACGGGAGUCACAUCCCUAUAAUUGCUCCGCCUGACCACCCAAAUGACUAUUACAACAGAAAGGGUUGGCAUUCCAUUGUGUUACAAGCCGUUGCAGAUCACAACUUAAGGUAGGAUAAAAGCA
Anneissia japonica is the source of this 544-nucleotide messenger RNA. Its product is annotated as protein ANTAGONIST OF LIKE HETEROCHROMATIN PROTEIN 1-like. The transcript has a single exon. NCBI's taxonomy places the organism in Eukaryota, Metazoa, Echinodermata, Crinoidea, Comatulida, Comatulidae. The record is from RefSeq and is a predicted model, not a curated record. Bases 94 to 534 code for a protein of 146 amino acids.